Molecule: messenger RNA, 1244 nt
Organism: Anopheles maculipalpis
Lineage: Eukaryota; Metazoa; Arthropoda; Insecta; Diptera; Culicidae
Gene: RnrS
Product: ribonucleoside-diphosphate reductase subunit M2
Exons: 5
Coding region: 54-1244 (396 amino acids)
Biological process (GO): deoxyribonucleotide biosynthetic process
Cellular component (GO): cytosol
Molecular function (GO): ribonucleoside-diphosphate reductase activity, thioredoxin disulfide as acceptor
Source: RefSeq, a predicted model, not a curated record
GAUUGUUUUGUAUUUGUGUGUUUGUACACUGAUUUUUUGGGUGCGACGAAAAGAUGGUUCUGGAAAAGGAAAAUUUUGCUGAAAACAUGGAAACUAUCAUCAAGAACACUCGCAAAGUGCUGACGGAAAGUGGCGCUAACGUAACCUCCCCGACCAAGGCAACCGCGAUGGAGGAAAACAAGGCACCGGCCGAUGAAGGUACGUCCGACCCGAAAGAGCUGGCCAAGAGCGAACUGUCCGAGGUGCAUCUGCGUGAAUCGGCACCAUUCGAUCCGUCUAUCGAACCACUGCUGCGAGACAACCCACGACGCUUUGUGAUCUUCCCCAUCCAGUAUCCGGACAUAUGGCAGAUGUACAAGAAGGCCGAAGCAUCCUUUUGGACCGUGGAAGAGGUUGACCUAUCGAAAGACAUGAAGGACUGGGAUGCGCUAAAACCGAGCGAACGUCACUUUAUCUCGCACGUUCUGGCCUUCUUUGCUGCGUCCGAUGGUAUUGUGAACGAAAAUCUGGUCGAACGUUUCAGCCAGGAGGUACAGGUGACGGAAGCGCGCUGCUUCUACGGCUUCCAGAUUGCGAUGGAAAACGUUCACAGCGAGAUGUACUCCCUUCUGAUCGAUACGUACAUCCGUGACUCGAAGCAAAGGGAGUUCCUGUUUAAUGCCAUCGAAACGCUACCGUGCGUGAAAAAGAAGGCCGAUUGGGCGUUGAACUGGAUCUCGAGCAAGAAGGCCAACUUUGGUGAACGGGUCGUCGCGUUUGCAGCCGUCGAGGGUAUUUUCUUCAGCGGUAGCUUUGCGUCCAUUUUCUGGCUGAAGAAGCGUGGCCUGAUGCCGGGACUUACCUUUUCGAACGAGCUAAUUUCGCGCGACGAAGGACUGCAUUGCGAUUUCGCGUGCCUAAUGUUCAAGUAUCUGGUGCAGAAACCUUCGAAGGAGCGCGUGACGGAGAUUAUCCGCGAUGCGGUGGUGAUUGAGCAAGAAUUUUUGACGAAAGCCCUGCCGGUCGAUAUGCUUGGAAUGAAUUGCGAUCUGAUGUCUCAGUACAUUGAGUUUGUGGCCGAUCGUUUGCUGCUGGAGCUGGGUUGUGACAAGGUCUACCACACGAAGAAUCCGUUCAGCUUCAUGGAGUUCAUCUCGCUCGAGGGCAAGACGAACUUUUUCGAGAAGAAGGUGGGCGAAUACCAAAAGUGGGGUGUGAUGGCAAACCGUCUUGACAAUGUGUUCACGCUCGAUGCGGAUUUCUGA